Molecule: messenger RNA, 1284 nt
Organism: Telopea speciosissima
Lineage: Eukaryota; Viridiplantae; Streptophyta; Magnoliopsida; Proteales; Proteaceae
Product: heat shock factor protein HSF30-like
Exons: 2
Coding region: 23-1204 (393 amino acids)
Biological process (GO): regulation of transcription by RNA polymerase II
Cellular component (GO): nucleus
Molecular function (GO): RNA polymerase II cis-regulatory region sequence-specific DNA binding; DNA-binding transcription factor activity
Source: RefSeq, a predicted model, not a curated record
GGAGAGAGAGAGAGAGAAAGCAAUGGAAGGGGUAGAGGUUAAAGAAGAAGAUGUGGUGGUUGUCGGCUGCAGCGGUGGCUCAUCACUGUCGUCGUCUUCGUCUUCUUCAUCUCGGACGUUGCCACCACAGCCAAUGGAGAGAUUGCACGACUCUGGUCCCCCUCCUUUCCUAACCAAGACCUUCGAAAUGGUGGAGGAUCUCUGUACCGACUCCAUCGUCUCAUGGAGCAGAGCUCGCAACAGCUUCAUCAUUUGGGAUUCCCAUCAGUUCGCCACUACCCUCCUCCCCAAAUACUUCAAGCACAACAAUUUCUCCAGCUUCAUUCGUCAGCUCAACACUUAUGGUUUCAGGAAGGUUGAUCCCGAUCGAUGGGAAUUCGCGAACGAAGGGUUCCUCGGAGGACAGAAGCAUUUAUUGAAGACCAUCAAGAGAAGGAGGCAUGUCACUCAGAGCAUCCAACAAGGAGGACUAGGACCUUGUGUUGAAUUGGGAAAAUAUGGCCCUGAAGCUGAAAUCGACAGAUUAAGAAGGGACUGUAAUCUACUCAUGGUGGAAAUUGUGAAGCUGAAAGAGCAGCAACAAUCCUCCAGAGAUGAACUCGUUAACAUCGAGGAACGACUGCAAGGCACAGAGAGGAAGCAUCAACAGAUGAUGGAUUUCCUUGCUAGAGCUCUAAAGAACCCAGCUUUCGUGCAACAGCUGAUUCAACGAAACGAACAUAGUAGACAACUAAGGAGCGACAGCAUUGGAAAGAAACGGAGAUUGCCUCCCAGCCAGAGCACCGAAAAUUUGCAGGAUGAGACAGCCUUGGCCGCAGCGGCAGAACCCACGGGCAUUCCCGAAUUUGUGAGUUUCGUUGGCCAAGUUCAGGAAGAAGUGCUCACAGUUGAAUCGGAAAUUGAGACGUUGUUCUCUGCAGCCAUCGAUAAUGAGUCGAGCAGCCCAAUCCAGGGCGAGAAGGCUGAUGUGUUCCCAGGUACUAGCGAUCCAGAUUUAGGUACUAGUGCUAGCGAUAUAGCUUGGGAGGACUUACUAAACGACGACAUGCUUGCAGAAGGAGAAGAGGAAGAAGUAGAUGUAGGCAAUAAUCAAACCGAAAUUGAUGUGGAAGUGGAGGAAUUGGUUGCCACACCGCCGGAUUGGGGCGGAAAUGUGCAGGACUUGGUGGAGCAAAUGGGAUUUCUGGGGUCCAACACACCUUGAUGUGAGGUUGCAUUGGAUGGGUUGUAGGUUGCAGGUCUCUGGUCUUGAUGUCUUCAUGUCAACCUCUGCAUGUCUCUGCU